CACGAAGAUGGCGGGGUGGACAUACGUGCUUGCCGCUUGUGCGGUUAUCUACGUUUUUCUGCCGUUCGCAUCGGGAUCACAUUUCCGAGGAGGCAUCAUCAGUUGGACCGCGAAUGAGACCUCCUCCCAUGCGGUAUGGGGCUCCGCUCACGCCUUCGCGCCGCGUGGUAGCUCCGCUAAAAAAUCAAAAAAUCUGAGACAUAUUAAACAUAUUCCUCACGGAUAGUGCCCUUCGUAUGUAUUGCCCUAUAUUGGCAUUGAUUGCCCAUAUUUAGAAGAGCUAAAGUUUUCCCGCUCCCUGAUCUACAGAAAACAUAAGGUGAAUUUUUACUACCGGACCGCAUGGCGUAGGUCUGAUACGUACUGCAACUCGUACAACGUUAGAGCCAACACCGUGUAUUAUAAAAGCGGCCAUACAUUUCAAAAAAGGAACGACUUCUAUGGAACUUCAUAUAUGUACGACAGUCAAUAUUAUCGAUGUCUCGAUUAUAGUGCAAGUGAGGACUGGUCAGAGAUUGGCAACAAUUUCACACACACUUUUCCUGACCAAUAUUGGUGGGCGCGUAACUGGGAAAUAAGCUUUGCAAGUUGUUGCUGGAUUCACCUACACGGAAGCACUUACUCCUCGUCUCCAUGGAUACUGUACGCCAACGUGUCCCUGUCCACCAGGCCGGACACCGGACGCAUCAACCAAUCCCCAUUCUCCUCUAUUCCGCUGAGCAUCAAUGUCACAUCUAGGACACGUGAACUUAUCGAAAUCCCUGUGAGCGAUCCCGAUGGCGACAAUGUGACGUGUAGGUGGGCGACUGAUCCUCCAUCCUUCCCAUUCGGAGAGCUGAAUGAGAGAAAUUGUUCUCUCACUUAUAACGGGAACGGUCCUGCUGGCAACUCGUAUCCAGUCCUACUUGUCUUGGAGGACGGCUUGUGCAACACUAGUCUGCAGUUUGUCAUCGACCUCAUAGAAUACCAGCCUUACGAGUGUAUGUAUCACAAACAGCUGAGCACAUGGGACAGGUCCCGUUAUUACAGCAAAACAUUGGGGAACUGUGACCAAUAUUCCAUCAACUGGAAUAGCUGGUACCGCUUUACUGGCUAUGCUGGGACAGGGAUGGCGAACUCUUGUGUUCCCGGGUACCAUUGUGGGGCGUCCGCAUCGGUCUGGAUGAAUGGUAGCCAUCCAAGCGUCCAAGAAGGCGCUGUUGGUAGAACGGUCCAUAUCAGUUAUUUUGGCUACUGUUACCGGUACAACUAUCAUUUGACAGUUAGAAACUGUAGCGGCUUCUACGUGUACAAGUUUCAGUAUUUCGACAACUACAAUUGCUUCAGGCUCUGUGGCAACGGGAUAAAUUCGCCCUGCUCCAGCUCGCCCUGCCAAAAUGGCGGCAUCUGUCACGAUCAGCCGAAUGGCUUCAACUGCACAUGCGCUUCAGGUUACACAGGAAACAGAUGUGAAUCGCAAUCAAACGAGACUCAUGUAAAAUGUAGCGAUGGCCGCAUGGAGAUAUGGUUGGGAAAGGCUAAACACCCAGGAGUUACGGCCAGCUCCCUCCAGUUACUGGAUGCGAGCUGCAAGGGGCAAGAUGCAGGUCCCUAUAUCUACUUCAGCACAGGGUUUGGCGAAUGUGGAACGGAACACAACCAGACCAUGGAUCACAUAACAUACUGGAAUAAGGUGUAUUCUCCGCUGACGCCUAUUGGUAUUAGCUCUAAUAGCUCCAUCACUCGCUACUCGCCUCCGUCUUUGGCAUUUUAUUGCAAAUACUCUCGUCAUGGUGACGUCAGCUUGAGUUAUACCAUCAGGAAGGCUGUUCCCGUUUGGCACGGUUCCUAUGGCAACUUCACCUUUACCAUGGACCUGUUCUACUCGGGUCGGUACCAAAGAGCUCACGGACUCGCAGACUACCCAGUUCCGGUGAUGAUAGAUGAGCCCCUGCACAUUCAGUACAGCGUCAAAUCCACCACAGGGAACCUGAGCGUGCUCGCCGAUUCGUGCCGCGCAACCCUGACAAAGGAAGCAUAUUCAUGGCCUUAUUACACGCUUAUAGAAAGGGGGUGUGCUAGGGACAACACCAUGUCAUACGUGUACAAGCAGAACUCCACCCAGCGGUUCACUAUCAACUCGUUCCGCUUCGUCCAUCAGCACCCGGACCAGGUGGUGUACCUGCACUGCCGCCUCAUCGUGUGUCACCGUCUGUCAUACGACUCCCGGUGCCAGCAGGGUUGCUAUGGGAGACGGCGUAGGGAGGUGAAUGCUGAGGACGAGGAGGCGGAGGAUUUGUACCUUACACUGAAGGCCAGUAACAGACAAGGAGGGGAAGGGAACCAGAAAGUUUCCAGCACGUCCACAGCCACCAGAGCUGGCCUGAGUACACUCGGAGGCCUGGUUGUUGUCCUUCUUGCCGUUAUUGGCGUUUUUGGCAUGUGCAGGAGGAUUGCGAAGAAGAAGCCCACUAUGCAGCUUGACGUUGUUGCCUCGGCAACCAAUCAAGUCUUUACCCUUGACGAUGAGAGUGUCCAAGGGCAUGCGCAGUCAACUGCUUGAAGUCAACGCCAGAAGUUUUGCUGCAGUUUCUAGCAUAAAAGUAAACCCGCUAAUGGUAGAAUGGUAGAGUUCAGGACUUUGCAAGUAUUCAUACCCUUAUAGCACGCGUGGAUUGAAUUAGGAGGUUUACAAGCACAGUAUUCGUACCCUUAUAGCACGUGUGACUGGCAAUAGAAUCGAGCAUAGGAGUUUGCAAGUACACAUACUUUGAUACAAUACAGGGAUGGUAGUAGAUAAGAAGUUUAGCAGAGUUUUAUAUCUCCAGAGUUUGGCCAAUUUUUUAGAUUUUCUUUAUCCUUCCACAUCCCAGGUUUGCCCGUAUUAUCAGAUCCUCCCCCCCGCCAAACCGCCCCCACCCCCACCCCCUAGAAAGGACUGACGCAUUCCAUACACUUUACAUCUUAUUGGAAGCUGGGUGAUUUAGAGCGCCGAGUAAAGUCAGGUUACACGAAUCAACUUUUCCCGCAACUUUCAAUGCAACGACCACACAUAACAAUAUUGCAGAUUGCAAAAACAUGAUACAGAGAAAACCUAAAUUAACGAGCUACAGUUGCAGCUUACGUCAAGUACCCCACGUUUCAAUCUGAAUAAAGGGAAGGAAAUGGCUUUCUGGCCUUUUUGAGAUUCUGGCUACCUGUGUCUGGAGUUACAGGUACGCGGGUGACUGGGGCGGAGUGGUUAUCAGUUUGCGCAGGUAGCCUCAUCACGGAUUUUUUUUUCUUUCUUCGCAUUUUUUGGAUUGAGGUGUGGAGAAGACUAGCUACUAGUAUAUUCCGCUUACAGUAGGAGAAGCAUUUUAAUAAUCUCGCAGUUAUACGCACGCUGAAUAAAGAAUAUUUACUCCAG
Messenger RNA from Nematostella vectensis (starlet sea anemone), 3388 nucleotides. Its product is annotated as oncoprotein-induced transcript 3 protein. NCBI's taxonomy places the organism in Eukaryota, Metazoa, Cnidaria, Anthozoa, Actiniaria, Edwardsiidae. The record is from RefSeq and is a predicted model, not a curated record. Gene Ontology annotation, molecular function: calcium ion binding. The coding region runs from base 455 to 2542 and encodes 695 amino acids. The transcript has 12 exons.